Sorghum bicolor (sorghum) is the source of this 1614-nucleotide messenger RNA. Its product is annotated as ent-cassadiene C2-hydroxylase. NCBI's taxonomy places the organism in Eukaryota, Viridiplantae, Streptophyta, Magnoliopsida, Poales, Poaceae. The record is from RefSeq and is a predicted model, not a curated record. The transcript has 2 exons. The coding region runs from base 10 to 1614 and encodes 534 amino acids. Gene Ontology annotation, molecular function: iron ion binding; heme binding; monooxygenase activity.
ACUGAAUUCAUGGAGCAGCUCGCCGCCGGGUACUCCAUGUGGUUCUUCUUGGCGGCUCUCCUGCUCCCCCUCGUACUCUUGAAGCUCAAGAAGCGUGACAACAAUGGCCUGAGGUUGCCGCCAGGUCCGUGGCAGCUGCCGGUCAUCGGCAGCCUCCACCACCUCCUCCUCCGCAGCCCGCUCGCCCACCGCGCCAUGGCCGAGAUCGCGCGCCAGCUCAACAACGCGCCCCUCAUCUACCUAAGGCUCGGUGAGGUCCCCGUGGUGGUGGCGUCAUCGCCGGAAGCCGCUCGGGAGCUCAUGAAGACGCAGGACGUGAACUUCGCCACGCGGCCAUGGAGCCCCACCAUCAAAGCCAUGAAGGCCGACGGGGAAGGGCUGGUGUUCGCGCGCUACGGUGCCCUGUGGCGGCAGCUCCGCAGGAUCAGCGUCGUGGAGCUGCUCAGCGCCCGCCGCGUCCAGUCGUUCCGGCGCGUCCGGGAGGAGGAGGUCGCCCGCCUCGUGUCCGCCGUCGCGGCGUCGGCGUCGGCGUCCGGCGAGGCUGUCGUCGUCAACGUCAGCGAGCGGAUCGCCGUGCUCGUCGCGGACUCGGCGGUCCGCGCCAUGAUCGGCGACCGGUUCGACAGGCGGGAGGAGUUCCUGGAGAACCUCGCGGAGGCGCUCAAGAUCACGGCGGGCUUCGGCCUCGGUGACCUGUUCCCGUCCUCGAGGCUCGCGCGCUUGGUUGCUGGCGCGACGCGUCGCCGGGCGGUGGCGAACCACCGCAAGCAGUUCGAGCUGAUGGACCGUGCCAUCAGACAGCACGAGGAGCGGAGGGCAGCCAUGGCCGCCGCGGCUGCAGAUGGCGCCGGCGCCGGCGCCGUGCAUGAUGAGGACCUAUUGGACGUGCUCCUGCGGAUUCAGAGAGAUGGUGGCCUCGACGUGCCUCUCACCAUGGGGCUCAUCAAGGCUGUCAUCCUUGACCUUUUUGGUGCCGGGAGCGAGACAUCGGCGAACACACUGCAAUGGGCCAUGUCAGAGCUCGUCAGGAACCCUAGAGUGAUGCAGAAGGCACAAGCCGAGGUGCGUGGCCACCUGCAAGGAAAGCCAACCGUGGCCGAACACGACAUAGCCGACCUGAACUACAUCAAGCUCGUCAUCAAAGAGACCCUAAGGAUGCAUCCAGUGGUGCCAUUGCUUCUGCCAAGAGAGUGCCGAGAGUCAUGCAAGGUGAUGGGGUACGACAUACCCAAAGGAACCACGGUGUUUGUGAACGUCUGGGCGAUCAGCAGGGAUCCCAGGCACUGGGAGGACGCCGAGACGUUCAAGCCGGAGAGGUUUGAGGAUGCUGGCACCGCCGUUGAUUUCAAGGGCGCCGACUUCGAAUUCACGCCGUUCGGAGCAGGUCGCAGGAUGUGCCCCGGCAUGGCGUUCGCGCAGGCCAGCAUGGAGCUGGUGCUGGCGGCGAUGCUGUACCACUUCGACUGGGAUCUCCCGCCAGCAGGCGGUGGGCAAUUGCCGAGUGAAGUGGACAUGACGGAGGAGAUGGGGAUCACCAUCCGAAGGAAGCAUGAUCUUUACCUGCGCCCAGUUGUUCGUGUUGUUCCUCCGCGCGCCAGCCUAGCUACUUACUAG